AUGAUUCGAGUGAGGCUCGAUAAGACGAUUCCGAAUGAUAAGUUUGGUUUUGUGCAUCAACCAGUGUUUGGUGGUGAGGAGGAGGAGGAGCUCACUUGCCUCGAGGUGGCAUUUACGAUCGUCACUAUUGUGGAGGGACAGCUGUUGGAUAGAUGGAAUAAAACCCAGGCGGAGGGGACUAGGGUAACGGAAGGCUCUUACAUCACUGCGGUCAACGGUGUGAAGUUGAAUUCGGAAAAGAUGAGAGAUGAAUUGAAGCACGACAGUGUCGAUCUGGAGUCAUACGGUCUACCAUCACUACAGACUUGGGAGUACAGCCCAGAGUUCGGCCUGAGAUCAUACGUCUACACCUACGUGUAUGCUACUGUGGCUUGGCUCUUCUCCAGUAUCAUCCCUGGUGUUACCAAGCCUAUGGUCUUCUACGCUGUACGAGCAUGUAACGCGUCCUUCUGUGCACUAUGCGAAUACUUUUUUUCCAAGAUGAUAUCGUCCUUGUGGGGUACUCCUACUGCGGCUAUCUACCUCUAUCUGAGCGCGGCGCUCCCUGGCUUAUACGAAAGAGGUUUAUCCUACACCCUCACGAGAGGCGCCAUAGGCUUGCUUAUCGUCUGUGGCACCAUAGUUGCUGUGGACUAUCACUUCUACGGCAGAGUCGUAUUCGCACCGUUGAAUAUUGCUAUGUACAACUUUGGAUUUUCUGUCGACAAUCUUUCCCAACUAUACGGUGUUGAACCCUGGUAUUAUUACAUCUUCAAUGGUAUUCUCAAUUUCAACAUCUGUCUGCCUCUAGCCUUUAUAUCUAUUCUAUACUUCACUGGUCACAAGCUCGGUUCAUGGUUGCCUGUAGGCUUCCCUAUGAUGCUAUGGUUCGGGAUAAUGUCUAAGUUAGCGCAUAAGGAAGAGCGCUUUCUGUACCCUAUCUACCCGUGUAUUGCGGCAUGUUCCGCUGCUGUUUUGGUGAAGACAUACCCAACUUAUACGUCGAAGAAAGCCCCAACGCAAACAACCAAGUUACGGCGAUAUGCAGUUAAGUCUGCGCUAGCAGUCAUCGUCCUUCUGUCGACUAGUCGUAUAGCAGCUCUACGGCUCUACUAUGGCGCGCCGGCUAAGGUGUGGGAAAAGAGUUAUAAUAUUAUCCAAAGUCGUCCUGAGGCAGUGGUGUGUAUGGGAGAUGAUUGGUAUCGCUCUUAUUCCCACUUCUUCAUGCCACCAGGGGCUAGACUGGAAUUCACCAAGUAA
This is a messenger RNA of Perkinsus marinus ATCC 50983, 1239 nucleotides long. Its product is annotated as glycosyltransferase, putative. Gene Ontology annotation, cellular component: endoplasmic reticulum membrane. The record is from RefSeq and is a predicted model, not a curated record. The coding region runs from base 1 to 1239 and encodes 412 amino acids. Gene Ontology annotation, biological process: protein N-linked glycosylation. Gene Ontology annotation, molecular function: alpha-1,2-mannosyltransferase activity. NCBI's taxonomy places the organism in Eukaryota, Perkinsozoa, Perkinsida, Perkinsidae. The transcript has 12 exons.